Messenger RNA from Gilbertella persicaria, 789 nucleotides. Its product is annotated as WD-repeat region-domain-containing protein. NCBI's taxonomy places the organism in Eukaryota, Fungi, Mucoromycota, Mucoromycetes, Mucorales, Choanephoraceae. The record is from RefSeq and is a predicted model, not a curated record. Gene Ontology annotation, molecular function: ubiquitin protein ligase activity. The coding region runs from base 1 to 789 and encodes 262 amino acids. Gene Ontology annotation, cellular component: nucleus; Fanconi anaemia nuclear complex. The transcript is spliced from 3 exons. Gene Ontology annotation, biological process: interstrand cross-link repair; protein monoubiquitination.
AUGUCUUUUUUGACUGAACUCAAAGAAAUUAUUGAACCUUCUUUACAGACAAACCAUGGCGUUUUUCGUUAUGUUCAUGAUCGGUCCACAUUUAUUUUUAAUGAACUCGUCAAGAUAGGGUUUGAUCGUGUGCAUCAUAUAGAUCAAGACAUGACCAAACUGACUUUUUCUACCAUAGAUGCUGCUUUAAGAACCCAUUUGAUCACAUUCAGUUUACCUGCGCAGUAUCCCCUUGUACCACCUCGCCUCACAGGAUACCAUUUACCUGUCUCUAUGGACAUCACCUCUUGUUCACAUCUACAAGACAUGCUAAACCAACACCAGUCUCUAAUCAAUCAAUAUCAACCCUUGUUUGACUGUAUGGAUGAUUUAGAUCAACAUAUGCGUAUUCUUGAACCAGAUCAUCCUACCCGUACAGACUGUUGGCGUCGUAUUGCACUUGGGCAUCAUUGUUCGCUUGAGAUCGAGCUUAACCCAGACAUGCCUCGUCAGAACAAACCUAAAGUUCGAUUCUUUGGUAAUGCCAAUCGAGUGCACGAAUUAAAGCAGCUAUGGCAUGCCAAGACUUGGCACCAAGACCAACCCAUUCAUACAAACCUGUUGGAUUUGUGUCAAGUAACAGGUGACCAAUCAGAAUCCAGUGUGAAUGAUGUCGAGUGUGGUAUUUGUUAUGCUUAUAAACUAAAUGGAACAGACACACCUGACAUAAUUUGUGCAUUAUGUAAUCGAGGAUUUCAUGAUGAGUGCCUGUAUCAAGUAAGUGUGGAAAUGACGUCAUUGUACUUAUGA